This is a messenger RNA of Heteronotia binoei (common prickly gecko), 1771 nucleotides long. It is a transcript of the gene FGF1, whose product is annotated as fibroblast growth factor 1. The record is from RefSeq and is a predicted model, not a curated record. The coding region runs from base 532 to 993 and encodes 153 amino acids. The transcript has 4 exons. Gene Ontology annotation, cellular component: cytoplasm. Lineage: Eukaryota; Metazoa; Chordata; Lepidosauria; Squamata; Gekkonidae. Gene Ontology annotation, biological process: regulation of cell migration; positive regulation of protein phosphorylation; cell differentiation. Gene Ontology annotation, molecular function: growth factor activity; fibroblast growth factor receptor binding.
UUGUUUACUGUCCACGCUCUCUGUCAGCCAUCGGUCUUAGGUCCCUUUUUCCUCCUGCUCUGUGUCAACUUGUGGUUUUAGAUUGAGGGGUGGUUUCUCUUCCAGCUGUCUAUAAAACAAAGCAGCAGGGAAAGGAGCUGGGCAGCCACCAGUGGGAUGGACGACUCAGCCAACUGACAACAGACUUUUGCUUCUCGGGUAGCAAGCGCUCUGGACACAGCUUUGGAAGCUUUCCACCAACCUGCUAUGCAUGUUGUGACCUGUCACCUCUGUACUCUGAGCAAUGUAGUAAAAAAAGAAGGAAGAGGAAAAACUCACUCCACAGAGGGGAAACUACAGGCAGCAUCCAAGUGAAACUAGACUGGAAUCUGGUAGGAGACGAAACCUGAAGUAGUGCUGGCACAUUUCCCUCCCACUGCUCAGCCUGAAGAACCUGCCUCCCUGACACAAACAGCAAAAGGCUCCAACACCAUCAGCUUGAAGACUGUGCAGCAGGACUGAAGCCCUGACACCUAAAGAGGCAAGGAAGAAAUGGCUGAAGGGGAAAUAACAUUCAUGGCUCUUACAGAAACGUUUGACCUUCCAAUGGCGAAUUACAAGAAGCCCAAACUGCUUUACUGCAGCAGUGGAGGCCACUUUUUGAGAAUACGUCCUGAUGGCAAAGUUGAUGGCACAAGGGACCGAAAUGACCAAUAUAUUCGGUUGCUGCUGACUGCGGAAAAUAUUGGUGAGGUGUAUAUAAAGAGCACAGAGUCUGGACAGUACUUGGCUAUGGAUGACAACGGACUUUUAUAUGGCUCGUUACCAACGGAAGAAUGUUUGUUUCUGGAAAAGGUAGAAGAAAACAAUUAUAAUACCUAUAGAUCGAAGAAGCAUGAAGAUAAGAACUGGUUCGUUGGCUUAAAAAAGAAUGGAAAAAGUAAACUGGGACCGCGGACGCAUCGUGGCCAAAAGGCUAUACUUUUCCUUCUUCUACCAGUAUCUCCUGAUUAGACAAGUUUACCUCACAAAGUACAGUAUGUCCCUUAGGAUUAACCACCCAGCAGCCUUUCCAUUUCCUUUCCAUUUAUUCUGCCACUCUGGGGAACAUUAAAAGGGACAAAAGUGUAUGGGACAAAAAAAAAAAAGCAAACUAUAUUAAAUAUGCACCCACUGCUAUCAUAAUACAGAUGCAUCCCACAAUAUUAUCUCUAAAAUGGACUAAGUGAAUUAUAGUCAUAGAUAGGCAUGUACACACAGUUCCUACAGCCAUACAUAGUAAGGCUUCCCUUUUUGAAACAUGUAUUUGAUAUUAUAAUUUUCAAAGACAGCUUUUCAUACUCCUUAUUUAUUGUGUGGAAGCAUAAUUGAUGACACUGGAAUUGGUCUUUCCUUUGAAACAAAUUAAUUUUGUGCUUUUUAGGACCAAAUACAUAACAUUUUCUUCAAAUAAUAGUGCUCUGAUUCUUGAUAGCAUCUGUUAUAUGAAAUGUGUAUUUAUUUUUUAAGUAAAGUUGUAUACAUUCUAAACUGUUAAACAAUUUCAGUAAUACUGUAUACUGUUGAACAAUUUUAACUGUAAAUUAUCAAAGUACUAUAUACAGUAAUAAGGGGGAAAGAAAUCAAGAUUUUGGUAACGAAAAUGACCACAUAUUGAAAAACACAAAGGAUAUAAUAGAAGUUUGAGUACACUUCUGUAAGUCCAAUUGAAAUCAGCAGGAUUGCCUUUGUGGCUAAAUCAUUUAUUUCAGCAGGAUUAAAGAAUGUGAUCCACAACUUAGUUGUACUGUAU